Messenger RNA from Alosa alosa (allis shad), 5675 nucleotides. RefSeq names its product guanine nucleotide binding protein (G protein), alpha activating activity polypeptide O, a (gene gnao1a). The record is from RefSeq and is a predicted model, not a curated record. The transcript is spliced from 8 exons. Gene Ontology annotation, biological process: adenylate cyclase-modulating G protein-coupled receptor signaling pathway; G protein-coupled dopamine receptor signaling pathway. Gene Ontology annotation, molecular function: GTPase activity; G protein-coupled serotonin receptor binding; corticotropin-releasing hormone receptor 1 binding. Gene Ontology annotation, cellular component: heterotrimeric G-protein complex. Lineage: Eukaryota; Metazoa; Chordata; Actinopteri; Clupeiformes; Clupeidae. Bases 497 to 1561 code for a protein of 354 amino acids.
AGUUCCCUGAGAUGCUUGCGGGAGUUGGAGCAUGCUCGUUGGCUGUCUGUGGUCCUGACGUCAGGGAGAUUGUGUGAGAGCGCGUGGAGUCCGGCAGUGAGCGCCCUCUCCCUCUACCCGCCGCGCGAGCCUCCAUUGUGAGCAAGCUGAACGAUGCGAGCGCUCCUAGCCGCCGCCGCCGCCCAGUAGAAACCAGCAUACAGAGGAGUCCGUGCUACGUACCCCAAAAGAGGGACCAAAGGAGCGCAGGAGACGCAGAAAGGCUUUUAUGUUAAUCGAAAAUCUCACACUGUCGUCCGGGUUUUAAUGCUUUAGCUAGACGCCAUAGGAGAGAGAGAGAGAGAGAGAGAGAGAGAGAGAGAGAGAGAGAGAGAGAGAGAGAGAGAGAGCUAGACAGCCUGGAGAGGGAUAGGGAAGAAAUAGAGAGGUAAAAGGGAUUGCCGGUUUUGCACCUCGCCUGUUUUGGAGUAAAAGAAGAGCCGAGGUUUGUCUAGCCAUGGGAUGUACAUUGAGCGCAGAGGAGAGAGCAGCUCUGGACAGGAGCAAAGCCAUCGAGAAAAACCUCAAAGAAGAUGGAAUCACUGCCGCUAAAGACGUCAAAUUACUCCUGCUAGGAGCCGGGGAAUCCGGCAAAAGCACCAUCGUCAAACAGAUGAAGAUUAUCCACGAGGAUGGUUUCUCUGGUGACGAUGUGAAGCAGUACAAGCCCGUGGUCUACAGCAACACCAUCCAGUCCCUGGCUGCCAUCGUCCGCGCCAUGGACACCCUGGGCCUCGAAUACGGGGACAAGGAGCGUAAAGCUGACGCUAAGAUGGUGUGUGACGUGGUGAGCCGUAUGGAGGACACAGAGCCGUACUCCCCUGAGCUUCUGUCCGCCAUGAAGAACCUGUGGUCCGACUCCGGCAUCCAGGAGUGCUUCAGCCGUGCCCGCGAGUACCAGCUCAACGACUCCGCCCAGUACUACCUAGACAGUUUAGAUCGGAUUGGAGCUCCAGACUACCAGCCCACAGAGCAAGACAUCCUCAGAACCCGAGUGAAGACCACUGGCAUCGUAGAAACCCACUUCACCUUCAAGAACCUGCAUUUCAGGCUCUUUGAUGUGGGAGGCCAGAGGUCGGAGAGGAAGAAGUGGAUCCACUGCUUCGAGGACGUGACGGCCAUUAUCUUCUGCGUAGCUCUCAGCGGCUAUGACCAGGUCCUGCAUGAAGACGAGACCACGAACCGUCUGCACGAGUCCCUGAAGCUCUUUGACAGCAUCUGCAACAACAAAUGGUUCACAGACACCUCCAUCAUUCUUUUCCUCAAUAAGAAGGACAUUUUUGAGGACAAAAUAAAGAAGUCUCCUCUUAGUAUCUGCUUCCCUGAGUACACAGGCCCUGACACUUUCACAGAUGCCGUGGUGUACAUCCAGGGUCAGUAUGAGACCAAGAACAAGUCUACCCACAAGGAGGUGUACGCUCACAUCACUUGCGCCACCGACACCAACAACAUCCAGUUCGUCUUCGACGCCGUCACUGACGUCAUCAUCGCCAACAACCUGCGCGGCUGCGGUCUCUACUGACCUCUGGCAUCACCAGGGCAGCAGGACUCUCGCUUUUGCCGUCCACUCCAAUUCGGUUUCUGUAAAAGAUCCUUUAUCAUUCUGCUGGAAGUCCCCUGAUAAAAAAAAGUUAUUUGGCUGCCAGUUCACAACGCUGUAUAGAACCCUUUCGCUAAUACAAAAGAUUAUUUUAUUUGCCAGAAAAGAAAAAUUUUAGUGUGGACAAGGUUAUAUGAAAAAGCCGUCAUUUCUAGUUGGAAUUAAGUUUCCUACUGUACCUAAUGCUGUUGGGAGUAAGCCAAAAUUAAUAUUUAUCUCUGCCAAAACUAUUAAGUGCCAAGACUACACCAAGGAUGUUCGCAGUAGCAUCCACUGUGUUUGCAGAAAGACCAAAGAUUGCUAUGGCUUAAUUUGAGCUAUUUUAUGUGUGUGUCAACGAUGAGACCUUUCAUUGUAAUUUCCAGUAUUGUCAUUGGGAUGAUCUUGGUCAUGGUUUAUGGGAGUGCAGACUAUGUUUUACAUCUUCAUGUGCACAACUACAUAGGAAGCACAUGUGAGAGAAACUACCGUUGCACUAUUAUAAAAUAUACUUUACAAACCAUGAUUCACUAGGGUAGAGUAUCUCAUCAAAUCAUUCCACCGCAGUGGGUUUGCUAUUACACUCAAGUGAUCUUUGAUUUUCACUUUGUACAAAAGCGUCUGCAAAUUACUCUAGCUAUAACUGUGUCAGUGUAGAAUUUUUAGACAAUCAUGGAAUGUUAUGUGUUGGGUUACAAUGUCAGGACAGAAAUGUUGUUCUUCAGAUGAAACACAACUGUUGGCAUUUAAAUGGAACCUGAGCUCCCACUGUUCUACUGCCUCUCUGAGGAGCUGCUUAAAUGAGCGUAAAAUAAGUACGAGGCACGCCAUCCUUUCUCUACAUCACAUCGCUGCGUCUCCACAUGGCCAUGAUGGAGACGGGCGCAGGUUGUCAGGCUGUACAGCUUAUUCUCCACAAUCGACUUGACAACAGUGAUAAGGAAGGGUGACUGUAGAUGUAUAACAGCAGCCUGUACAUUAAUAAUUGAUCGCAAUUUAUCAUUUAUCAUGUAUCAGUCAUGUUUAACAUCCAAUUAACCUUUAGCGAUGGCCAGGUUCUCGUAAGACCAAGGAGAGGAGAGCUGAUGACUUUCUGAUGCUGUCACUGGUGAAGAAAAGCUUGACUGAUUUGAUAUUUGUGUCUGUUCUUUUUAUACUUGCCAUGCAGUGACUUGCAUAAACAGCCAAGAACUUUCAAAGAGAAAAAAAAACCCUCAAUCAUUAAAAUGUUCACAAAGGGCUCAUUGUUAGCAUCUACACAGCCAAAUGGGUGUCUUUAGGACUCGUUCUCAGCAUCUACGUGGCAAAAUGUUUUUUUUUAAAGUGGUUUACUUCUGAGGACAUUUUUUCUACUAUUAUUUUUUCUUUCUUUUGGUUGGGUCUUGCUUUUGUAUUCUCCUAGCUUUGCUCUGAAGGAUGGCUGUGUAAAUAGGACUCUUAAGCGAGCUCUCAACAUCUCUGUGUGAUUCAGCACCAGCAUGGGUGCUAGCGGCCAGUGUGUGUGUGUGUGUGUGUGUGUGUCUGUGGCGUGAGUACAGCUAAUCCGCCGCGCUUUCCAUCUGGAGUCCACACCUCUCGUGUCUCCCUCUCUCUCUCUCCCUCCCUCUCUCUCUCCCUCUCUCUCUCCCUCUCCCUCUCUCUCUCUCCCUCUCUCUCUCCGCCGUCUCAGUCUGCUGCCCAAGGCCUCCGGCGCCAUGCUUAAUUCGGCUAACACUCACGAUCCCAUCGCCAGCCACUCACCAGAUCUUAGACCAGCUAUUCUCUCUAUCUCUCUCUUUCUCUCUCUCUCUCGCUCACUCUCUCCUCUCUCUGGUCCUCUGUCCCUAAGCAUAUUUACACUGAUGCCCAUUUCAUCCAUUAUCCUCUCCUCUUUAUAUACGUUAUUAUGUUUACAAAGCUAGGCUCUGAAGUCAUCCAUCAUGCGACACACGCCGUUCUGGUUAUGGGAGUCUUGCGCUCCGUUUGUGUCCUCUAUGUGGAGACCUGUGUGGAGUGGAGUGGAGUGGAGUGGAGUGUUAGUCCUGGGCCUCUGUUUAUGAGGCUGUUAUAGCCCCAAUGAGCUGACCUGAAGUCACCUCUGUUGCCUGUGGUGGCAUUGAGAUGUUGUUGAGUGUCGUGCACUCACACACACACACACACACGCACACACGCACGCACACACACACAGGGCUGUGACUGAUGAGGCAUCAGUGGAUUCAUUUAACAGGAAACAGCUGUUGCUCCUCUCAUUAAGCCGACGCUGUGGGAGAGGACGAGGGCAGAGGGAACAAGGCGGCCUCGGGCGCGGCGCCGCUCCCCGUCCUUCACCGAGCCUCUUUCCAAAGCGCUCCUCUCGCACACCUGCCCAGCCGCCCGCACGGUGGACGCUGUGCACGGCACGCAUGGGCGAAUGAGGAGGGCAAGUAGAGGCAUCGCGCUGAUGCAAGCGCAAAGCAAGGGGCCAGACACGACACACGCUGCUGUUUCUCCCACCGGCCGGGUUGAGAGGGAGAGUGUGUGUGUGUGUGUCGGAGAGGCAGCUGAUUUGGUGACGUGGGCCGUCCUCUCGCCCUCCUCUUCCCUCUGGCAGGUGAGGUGGCAGGCUGGUGCUGUUAACCUGCGACGUGUCUGGGUGUGCGCCAACGUCACGGUGAAUCAUUUCAGCGCUUUCAACUUCCUCAGCAUUGCCUCCCAGCUUUAUGUUUUAUGAUACACCACCGGAUUCUCUUCUCAUCUAUCUCUCUCUCUCUCUCUCUCUCUCUUUCUGUCUCUCCCUCUCUCUUUCUUUCUGUCUCUCUCCCCUCUCUCUCUCUCUCUCUCUUUCAAAUUCUGUUUCAUUCUCUGAUUCAUCCAGACUUUGUUCCAGAUGAUAUUCUUCUUGGUUUUAUAUUUCGAUAGAAGACCUUUCUUUUCGUGAUGCUGUAGAUGGGAAGGAAUCUCCCUUCAAUCCCUGCUAGCUCUGUUACUCACAGCUGGAGAGCCGUCAACUCUCCCAAUCGAGAGCCUGACAGAGCAGUGAGUUUAGGUGUCUGCGUGAGGGCUGUCUCGCUGAAAGAUGGCUUCCAGGUCGGCAAAUACUGUGAGAUUGCUGGGCUGUAAAGCAUAUGUAUUUGGUUGAGGGAAUGAUGGGUAAUAAAAUCAGUGACCGCAGCAGGAAGACUUAUGGGUAAUGAAGUUCUCUGCCCAAGGUAAAGAGGCUUAUGGGUAAUUGGUUCUGUCUGCUGCUGUGAGACUGAUAGGUGGUGUGCUGGUGUGGUCGCCCUGGCUGUGGCUCUCUCUCUCUCUCUCUCUCUCUCUCUCUCUCUCUCUUUCUCUCUCUCUCUUUCUCUCUCUCUCUUUCUCUCUCUCUCUCUGUCCAUGAGCAGUAGUCUUUCCACAGCAAACUUAAAUUAUGCACACACAGCAGGCAAGACUUUUCUUUUUUUGUUAUGUAUAUUUUAAAAUAUAUCACACUUCUAACUUCUUGCCAAAACCUCUUUACACAAACAGUGCCAUCCUCUACUUUGCACACUGGCAGUUGAGCAGGCAGUUUUUAAACAAUGCAAGAUCAGCACAGCUUAUUAUCCCUAUUAUUAUUUAUUUUUUACAUCAUUAUUUUAUUUUUUUGCUACACAGUGCAGUCAAAGAAAUGUUGUUGUUGCCAGGUUUGAUCAUAUUCCCCCAUUUUCCUUUGCCGGGGUCUUUCUCCCUGUUUUAGCAACUCUCUGUUUUAGCUCCAGCUGUGCUUUAGCGGCAGUUAAACGCUGUCCUCCCGUUUGGAGCUCCUCUAUGGGCCCGUCAGCCUGCAGCCCGCCGGCACCUCUGCUGUAAUUAGUAUUUGUUUUGUUUUUGUUUUUGUUUUUUUUGGUUUUGUUUUGUUUUUCUGAAUGUCUCUGUCGCUGCUGACAUUAUUUAUUUGAACGAUUAAUAUGUAUUUAUAUAAAAAAUGAUUGAUUAAAGAGCCCAUGAAACUCAGUGUCCCGUGCUUAAUGAGUCUUGAGUGAGUCUUCUUAACGGUGUUUGGCAUCAUCUCUCUUACUGUUUCCGAUUUCUUUUAAGCUGCUCUUUUCUAUGCUUCACUGUUUGGUGUGUGCGUGCC